Haliaeetus leucocephalus (bald eagle) is the source of this 959-nucleotide messenger RNA. It is a transcript of the gene MRPL2, whose product is annotated as mitochondrial ribosomal protein L2. The transcript is spliced from 6 exons. The record is from RefSeq and is a predicted model, not a curated record. Gene Ontology annotation, biological process: cytoplasmic translation. Gene Ontology annotation, cellular component: ribosome. Gene Ontology annotation, molecular function: structural constituent of ribosome; RNA binding. The coding region runs from base 19 to 921 and encodes 300 amino acids. Lineage: Eukaryota; Metazoa; Chordata; Aves; Accipitriformes; Accipitridae.
CCCUCCGCGACGGCCGUAAUGGCGGCGGGACUGUGCCGAGCUUUCGGAGCGCUCCUGUUGUCGGCCGCGCCGCUCCGUCCCCGGUUCUCCGUUCCGCCGCUUUUUUUUCCUCCGUCCGGUGUGGCGGGGGGAGUGCUGGCGGCUGCCUGCCGCGGGCUGGGCGGUUCGGUGCCUCGCUGUACCACCAACCCCCUGUGGAAGUGCCGGGUCAAGUAUACGGUGCGGCCGGUGGGCAUGAAGAAAACGGGUGGCCGAGACCACACAGGCCGCAUCCGUGUGCGGGGGAUCGGCGGGGGACACAAGCGACGGUACCGAAUGAUCGAUUUCCAGCGGCUUCGUUACGAGGAGGGGGCCCCACCGGAGCCCUUCACUGAGAAGGUCAUCCACGUCCGCUAUGACCCUUGCAGGUCAGCUGACAUCGCGCUGGUGGCCGGCGGCAGCCGAAAACGCUGGAUCAUCGCCACGGAGAACAUGCAGCCGGGGGACGUCAUCAAGAACUCCUCUCACAUCGGCAGGAUGGCAGUAUUGGCCAACGAAGGGGACGCUUACCCGCUGGGGGCUCUGCCCAUCGGCACGCUGAUCUGCAACUUGGAGAGCCACCCGGGGAAGGGAGCGCAGUAUAUCCGGGCAGCCGGGACUUGUGGGGUGCUGCUGAGGAAGGUGAACGGGACGGCCAUCGUGCAGCUGCCCUCCAAGAGGCACAUGCAGGUGCUGGAGACCUGCGUGGCCACGGUGGGCCGCGUGUCCAACGUCGACCACAACAAACGGGUGAUCGGGAAGGCGGGCCGGAACCGGUGGCUGGGCAAGCGCCCGCACACGGGCUUGUGGCAUCGCAAGGGCGGCUGGGCCGGACGCAAGAUCAAGCCUCUCCCACCCAUGAAAAGCUACGUCAACCUGCCGCGGGUCACGGCACAGGAGUGAUGCCGGGCAGGGGGGCCAAUAAAGCGUUCUCCAUGCCA